Leishmania braziliensis MHOM/BR/75/M2904 is the source of this 2247-nucleotide messenger RNA. RefSeq lists its product as hypothetical. The coding region runs from base 1 to 2247 and encodes 748 amino acids. Lineage: Eukaryota; Euglenozoa; Kinetoplastea; Trypanosomatida; Trypanosomatidae. The record is from RefSeq and is a predicted model, not a curated record. The transcript has a single exon.
AUGUCAGCUUGGACGUUUUCAGUACCCCCGUUGUCUCUCCCUCUCCCUCUCCAGUCUUCGUCUCACGUCCUUCGGGUCGCGUGUGCGCACUCUCCGGGUCGGUUGUGCGGCGACACACCACGUCACCGUACUGUUUCUCUCUUUUCUCUGCGUACGCAGGUGUGCGCUGAGUCACACCUGGGCAGGCUGCCUUCUCAUUCAAUUUUUCUUCCCUCUCUCGCGCACGUGUGUGGCUGGGACGCAGCCUACCAGUGGGUGCCGCCGUAUCCUUUUCAUUUUCACUCGCACUCUUCUCCCAAGGAGCUAACACAGCGUACCCUGAGCGCUUGUUCUAGCCAACUCUUACUUUCGCUUCCUCUGUUGCUUAGAGGUUUGUGUUUGGCAGAAUCGCCAUCACAAAUGCCCCUCAUGAGCUCGCAGGAGUCUGCUGUGCCCUCGUCGCAUCUGCUUAGCUUGGGGGAUGGCAGCGAUGUCAACGUGACGGCGAGCUCGACCGCGUCGCCGGCGUCGCCACGCAACCCCAGAGCAACUGUGUCUAACGUUUCUCACUACGCGGCCAAGGACGUGGAGGCGGUGGAGCUUGACCCCGCUGCGCUGUGGGCGGUGCUUGACCUGCCGGCACCGGAGUCGAUGCCGUCCCAGCACACGUCGCGCCGCGUCGUCUUACUCGGACGCCCACUCAGUGGGAAGCGCACCCUCUGCCGACGCCUGUGCUUCGCAGCGCAGGCACAGUACGCUGGCAGUGAUGGCGCCACUGACGGCGGCCCCCAGAGCGGCGGUGUCGCGGCGAACAACGACCGGGAACCCCUCUACCACCCAAGCACCGACGACGACGAGGAUUCGGCCCUUUUCCCUAACCGGAACGUCGGCGGAUGUAAUAUGCCAGGCGCCUACUCGACGGUUGGCACACCGCGGCAGUGCACAGGGGUGGGGCCGCAAGAUCGAGUAAAACCCCUGUCCCACGGGUCGGGUGUGUGCUUUGACUAUGUGGUUCAACGAGUCCCGACGCGACUUGCGCACGGAUGCGGUGGUGCUAACGAUGGGCUUGCGUCCGGGAAUCAGCGCUCGUCUACUGGGUUCCUGAUGGCUCCUCUUGGUGGGACAGUGCGCCGCACUACGGAGUUCUUCUGCUGUGACAACGCGGGUGCCUUGUCAAUGGCUCUGCCCACGCUCGAUCAUGUCGAGUCAGGGCUCGUGCUCAUGGUGAUCGAUGUUAGUGAUGUGUCGACCAUUCGGCAGCAGCUGGACUACUGCUACUCGACGCUCGAGAGCUACAUAGCCAACCUUCUGCGUACGCAGGCACCAAGCCACGACGAGGUGCGCCGUAUGCAGCUUGCUGCAGCGCAGCAGGAAUACUGGUUUGCCGAGGAGCAGAAGCUGCGCACUGUACGGGCAAACUUGGCAAGCGGCGGCACUGCGGCGGCCGCAUCUUCCUCUUCCUUGACCAAGGAGGGCCUCUUCGAUGCUUCUUUCACGGACUCAGCAGCGAACAUUGACAAAGCGAACAGCACUCCGCUUCGUGUUCCCGCCUCUGCUGGUACGGUGUGCACAAUGCGCAGCGUCAUCGUGUGUACCAAAGUCGAUAGCCUCGAACGCGCCUCGCGUGCGAUUGGGCUGGUGGAAAGCGGCACCAUUGAAAGUGAGGCGUUACUCGAUCGCCUCGGUAUCCCGGGAGAACUGCGCCUUGCCAUGCGGCACUCGCUGCAGUCGCUGCUGUGCCUGGUGUCGCAGCUGGUGCGUCAGUACGCCAUCUACCACAGGGCUGCACUGGCAUCGGUGUGUUUGCGUGUAUCCAUGACAACAGCAGGCGCGGAGGGCGAAUACGCCAACUCGGCACUAGUAAAUCCCUUCUAUAAGGGCUUCUGGGCGUACAUCGCGUAUCUCCUGUACAGCAGCGAGGGCCCCAAUGCGUCGGUGCCGAGCGACGUUCUGCGUGUUUGCUCUGCUCGAAUGUACCCUCACGCGUUGCUGCCAUGCGGUCUUGAUUCCUUGGCGCUGCUGAACCACUUUGUCACUUCCAGCAACGUACAGCUGCCGGAAGGACCCUCGCUGAUGGCACCGGAGGACCCUGCUGACUCGGCCAUCCGCACGACAGCCGAGGGCGUUAUCACUCCCGACGGUGUCUUCUUACUUCACCAAAAGUACAUUCAGCAGGCGCAAGCAGACCUCACGAGUUGGACGGCGCUCUGGGGCAACCCCGCGGAGGCCAUGCAUAGCGGUGAUGACAUGGUAUGGGACACCUUGUAG